This is a messenger RNA of Aedes aegypti (yellow fever mosquito), 4246 nucleotides long. RefSeq names its product box A-binding factor. The transcript has 8 exons. NCBI's taxonomy places the organism in Eukaryota, Metazoa, Arthropoda, Insecta, Diptera, Culicidae. Gene Ontology annotation, biological process: positive regulation of transcription by RNA polymerase II; negative regulation of transcription by RNA polymerase II; cell fate commitment. The coding region runs from base 374 to 3478 and encodes 1034 amino acids. Gene Ontology annotation, molecular function: RNA polymerase II cis-regulatory region sequence-specific DNA binding; zinc ion binding; DNA-binding transcription factor activity, RNA polymerase II-specific. The record is from RefSeq and is a predicted model, not a curated record.
UCCGGAAUUGAACAAUCACUGAACGCCUAGGAGCUUUCGAGUGUCCGCUGGCCCUAUUACUUAUGUACGUUUCUGUGGCACUAGCUGAUUACAAAAAUUGUGCCGUUUUUAUCAAAAACUGUUUGUGGUGAAGAAAACGUGUUUUUUUAUCUUCUGUACAUUGAUAACAAAAAUAUCACACGGAGUGCAAGUCGUUUCGGAGGAUUGUUUUCUAUGUAGAACUUUGCUGAUAAGUUUUAUCGCCUUUUGUCGACGACCUACGUAGACGUGCUCACGUAAAGCACGGGUGUGCGCGCCUUGGUGACAUACUGUGUGAAUCUUGAUAACCUGACUGUGACGUGGAAGCGUAAAUUUGCUGAAAAGUGUUCCAAACAUGGCGGACGGGACCGAUUCUACGUAUGAUGUGGCUGCGGCUGCCUUCAAGUUACCAGUUGUUGUGUCACCGCAAGCCAGUGCGCAGCAUAGCGAUAACAGCAGCAGUAGCAGCUCGGCCAGACAACGACAGCAGAUUGAACAUUCUACGAUCGAUAGUGAGGCGAGCGCAUCGCACGAAGAGACCAAGGAAGUUAGUGAAAGUGAAAACGCAACUAGUAAACAUUCCGAUAACGAGGCGGUCAGUGCAACGGUAAGAGAUAAGACCGAUACGUUAUCAACAGAGCUCGCGCCCGGUGUUGUAGGUGGUAGCGGCCACACAAGUGAUUCUAUGAUUUAUUCAACGAUAAGAACAAACGAGGAGCAUGUAAACACUCCUUCGGUGAUAACGUCUAGUUCUAAACAGUUGCAAGAAAGUGCACAGAAGUACGAAUCAUAUGUUAACGCGAAUCAUCAGCUGGGAUCCCCACCGCGAUACUCCACGUUGCAUCCGUUGAUAAGUCCAAGCUUGCAUCAACAGGUGAGUUAUUUCAACUACGCGGCGCAGGAACCGUCGUUCAACAGUUGGCCCUGCGAUCUUUCGUACAAGGCUAGUAGUGAUAUUGGACGACAUCACCACGUUCAGCAUGCGGAGAGUGAUGAACGCGAAUUGAACCAUCAUCACCAACACCAGCAAAGAGAAGUGUACUGCAGCAGUGCUAAUAAUCAUCAUUCGCACGAUUCGCAUUCUCACCAGCAUCCAGACCAUUCAAAUUUAAAUUUGAAUAUCAAUCCAAUUAGUAGCGAAUCGUCAGCCAUGAGGAGUAGUCUGUUGGCGUUUUGUCCGCCGUAUGGCUCGUCGUUAGCGCAGCAUGGUGGUGAAGAAUUGCAACACCACCAAUCGAGCCAUGCUCAUCAGCAUGGAUCUGCAAUCGAUGAAGUGAUUGCGGAUACCUUGAAGGAUGAAAGCUGCAAUAUUGUGGAUCACUAUCUAACUCUCAGUGGUGCGGGUGUUGAUAUGGGGCACCCAGGGCCUUCGGGAGCAGAUAUGGCAGACGAUUCGCCGCAGCAUCAGCAUCAUGAGCUGCACGAUUUGAAGGACUACAGUGCUGCGGUUUAUCAUAACAACAAUGAUAAGAGUGUGAUCAAUUUCAACCAUCAUCACCAUAAUCACCAUCAGCAGCAGCAGCAGAACGCACACAACAAUGGCAACAGCAGUGGCGGCGAAUCGCGUAGUCCUUCGGGCUAUUCACACGAUGAGCUGGACAGCAGUCUAACGAAUUUGACUCAGUUGAUCAACGUACCUCGCGCAAGUGAUACCAGCACUUCAGCGGUGGUGGCAGUGGCGACGGCGGCUGCAGCAGCUUCGGCCAGUAUGUACCAAUCUUCACCGGUGCACGACCACACGGCGGCCGUAGCCCUGAUGCAGCAUGGGACCAGCAUCUACGAUACGCUGCAUGGAGCGGGUAUCCCUAGCAGUCCAUCGUACAGUCGGUGCGGUUUCGCGACGGCGGCAUCAAUGCAAUACUUCGGAGGCAGUCCCACGCACGAGCCGGUUCACAUGUGGUCUCCAGGGGUAGGACUCAGUGAGAACGAGUACAUCAAGGGCAGUCUACCGGGGUUCCAGAGGAUAGCUCCCAGUACGAAUGCUGCCCGAGCCAAUCACUAUGGUUCCGGCUAUUCACAACAGUCAGAACCAGCAUGGCCAUCACACUACGAGGCGAGUGCGAUCGCUUACAGCACUGCAUCCAGCAAUAAUAGCUCAUCGGGUCGACGGCCUUCCACAAGUGUACCUUCGACGACACCAUUCUCGGCAGCCGCCUCACUGACUGCAAUGGGCAUAGAGGCGGACUUGUUUACCGAGGGACGAGAAUGUGUCAAUUGUGGAGCGAUUCAGACUCCACUGUGGCGCCGGGACGGAACUGGACACUAUUUGUGCAAUGCGUGCGGUCUCUAUCACAAGAUGAAUGGAAUGAAUCGGCCGCUAGUUAAGCAGCCCAGACGCCUGGUAAAAGAACCUAGUUCAGCGCGACGCGUCGGACUGCAAUGUUCCAACUGUAACACCAUGAACACUUCGCUCUGGAGACGCAACCAGGUCGGAGAACCGGUGUGCAAUGCCUGCGGUUUGUACUACAAGUUGCACAACGUCAACCGACCGUUGGCCAUGAAGAAGGACAACAUUCAAUCACGCAAACGCAAACCAAAGGGCAGCAAAAAUGCCGAUGGAACGUCCAGCUCGAAGAGCGGCAGCAGCAAUAGCAACAACAAUAACAGCAGCAACAGCAAUAAUAAUGGCAGCAGCAACAGCAGUAGCAAUAAUCCGAGUAGUACUAGCAACAGCAGCAGCAAUAACCACAACUCAACCAGCUCGCUGAAUUCGUCCGUGCUAGGAAACUCUGUGCAUGAAUUGAAAUCUCUGAAGUCAUCGGUGGGCCACUCAAGCAUCAUUCAGUCCACGUCGACGCCAUCCAGCGUUGGGAGCAACAUGUCCCCAACGCAUCAAUCGGCUUCUCCGUCACAUCACAACCAGCUGUCGCCAAUCUCGUAUACCCAACAGAUCCCAUCUCCGAUCACCGGAACACCCACGAGUACCAUCGUUAACAACAAUACCAGCAGCAUGAAUAAUAACAACGGAAUGGGAAAAUAUGGCCAUCAGAAAAGUGUCUUCAUGAUGCCUCCGCUAGGUGCUCCAUUGACCAAUGCCAACGUUAUGGCUGGUCACCAAUCGCUCAGCCCGAUGGGUUACCAUUUGAACAACAAUAACUCCUCGAACGGUUCGAUGAUGAGCCCAAAAUACCACCACAGUCCUCCGGAGUCUCCAAACAGCAUGUACUACGAUAUGAUGGCAUCGGAAGUGAACGGUGUCGAUCAGCACGGGUUGGGAUCCAUCGUAAAGAUGGAACCGAUGUCAGUUGCCUACACGUCCUACCACCAGGCUAUCCAUCAACAGGUUGUGCAGCAACACCAUCAACAAAUGCAACAACAUCAGCAGCAUGUUCAGCAAAUGCACAGCCAUAGCAGGAGUCCCUCAAUCUCGGAUGAAAACGAUCAGAGCCACCAAUCGUCGGAAGGUCUAGACUGCAAGCACAACAUCACUCGCCCAACUGUGGUUUCCAUGUCGAGCUAAGCGCCAACAAAGCUAGAAAACAAGAGAAAAAAAAAUGCAAUUUAAGAAUCUCAUGCUCAAAACCAAAUGUAGGAAGAAUCGAAAAGACUUGACAGAAUAGAAGGAAAUCACGAUCACGUGCACAACACGUAUGAUGAUUCAUCAAGACCCCCUCGUUCGAGAGUGAAUCCCCAGACGGCAGGGCAGGGCUCUGCAUCAAAAUGGAGCUUAUCUUCUUCCGUAAAAGCUCCAGAAUUUAGAAGCAUUUCAACAAGAGAUAAGGACUGCAAUUAGAAACCAGAAUUUAUCGUACGCUAGUAGCGGACCGAGAGAGUCUAUUCACUUUUAUAAAAACCAAUCACUUAAUGUUAGGAAAAAUGUGUUGUAAACUGCGUUAUAAAACCAUAGCAUAUGAACGAGUGUGUCAUCUAAUCAGCUGCUUUAGAGUAAAAUGAACUGAUGUGUUUGUAAAGUUUGCUUGUUGUAAAUAAGUUUAAAGACUCUGUUUAUGAACCAAAAAACCUUUGAAAUGAAUGUGGAUGAAUCAUAGGAUUAGGACUAGUUGUUGUUGUAAUCAUAAGCAAGCUCUCUAACUCACGACAAUACUUCGUAUACUUUCCAUGGCUUAGUUAGUGAUUUCUGAUCUGUUACGCUGUAUAUCUCUCAACAGAUAGAAUCGCUAUUUUUAUCACGAAUUCAGCAGAAUACCAAAUUUUUGUUUUACAUCCGUUAUUUGUUAAAAAGUAGGUUUAAGACUAGCCAAAUAAAGCACUCCCUUUUAAGCGCAAA